UAUAAAAGCCACCCCAGGGAGGAGCUGCAGACAUCUUCACCUUCCUCCAGACCAGCCAGCCUCCACCAUGUGUCACACCAGCUGCUCCUCAGGCUGCCAGCCAGCCUGCUGUGUGUCCAGCCCCUGCCAGCCAGCCUGCUGCAGGCCUGCCAUAUGCAUUCCUGUGAGGUACCAGGUGGCCUGCUGUGUGCCUGUGAGCUGCAGGCCCACUGUGUGCAUGGCUCCCUCCUGCCAGUCCUCUGUGUGUGUGCCCGUGAGCUGCCGGCCUGUCUGUGUGAGCUCCUCCUGCCAGUCAUCCGGGUGCUGCCAGCCCUCCUGCCCCACCCUGGUGUGCAGACCUGUCACCUGCAGCACCCCCUCCUGCUGCUGAUCAGUGACCCAAACCAGCUGCCUCCCUGAAGAUGCACACUGUGUCCUGUCCAAUCCCACUCUUGACUGUGGAUUCAACAGGAGGCGGGUGGGAAACUCGCCCACUGCACUCUGGAACUGGAGAGAGCAUGAAGAAGAAUGAACCAGAUCUCCCUGUCCUGCCCUUUUUUGAAGGAUGUCCUGGAUGCAGGGUGCUUCUCUAACCCGUGUGCCAAAUAAAGCAGCAUUUCUAAUCA
Peromyscus leucopus (white-footed mouse) is the source of this 605-nucleotide messenger RNA. RefSeq names its product keratin-associated protein 12-1-like. Bases 68 to 370 code for a protein of 100 amino acids. Gene Ontology annotation, cellular component: keratin filament. Lineage: Eukaryota; Metazoa; Chordata; Mammalia; Rodentia; Cricetidae. The transcript has a single exon. The record is from RefSeq and is a predicted model, not a curated record.